AAGACAGCAAUUUUCGCCAGUCCAUCUUCUAAUAAUAUCCGUUUCUUUUCUUCUGAUACUGCACCAAUGGAUUUUGAAGAGAAUAAGUCGAAGUCGGUGCUUAAGAACUUCCCGGUCUUUAGCAUCUUUCAAGAUUGGAAGAAUAAGAUUCUGCCGGUGAAAGAAGUUUCUAGUGAUGAUGGUGUAGAAAAGAUCAUGACUACUUCUGCCAUUGAUUUGGCCCUCAACUCGGUGGUGAAGGUGUUCACCGUCUCUAGCAAGCAUAGACUUUUUCAACCUUGGCAGAUUAGUAUUCAGAGUGAAUCCACCGGCUCUGGUUUUGUAAUCUCAGGAAAGAGGAUUCUUACGAAUGCUCAUGUAGUGGCUGAUCAAACAUCUGUUAAAGUCCGAAAGCAUGGUUCACCCAGAAAGUACAAAGCAAAAGUUCGAGCAAUCGGGCAUGAAUGUGAUUUGGCCAUCUUGGAUAUCGAUAGCGAAGAGUUUUGGGAGGGAAUGAACCCCUUGGAACUCAGGGACAUACCCUCCCUGCAAGAAAAGGUCUACGUUGUUGGCUAUCCAAAAGGUGGUGAUACCAUAUCCGUUACGAAAGGUGUUGUGUCAAGAGUUGAACUCUUAGAAUACAGUCACAGCGCCACUGAACUACUGGCAAUACAAAUAGAUGCAGCUAUAAAUGAUGGAAAUAGUGGUGGUCCGGUAAUCAUGGGCAACAAAGUGGCUGGUGUAGCAUUUGAAAGUCUAUGUUGUUCCGAUAGUAUAGGCUACAUAAUUCCCACUCCGGUCAUUAGGCAUUUUUUAGAUGCUGUUGAAGAAAGUAGUCAACAUGUUAGUUUCUGCUCAAUAAAUCUAUCAUAUCAGAAUAUGGAGAAUGAUCAACUCCGUAACCAUUUCAAAAUGAGCGACGACAUGACAGGGAUUCUUGUAAAAAACAUAGACCCGCUUUCGGAUGCUCACAAAGUUCUGAAAAAAAAUGAUGUCAUUCUCGCGAUUGAUGGUGUUCCUAUAGGAAAUGAUAGUACAGGUGCCACCGCUAGUUCCAAUGCAUCAAUUUGACAAGCCUCCAAGUUAUUAUAUAUUCGGGGGUCUUGUUUUUGUACCUCUAACUCAACCAUACAUUGAUCGUUCUUGUAUUUGCGAAUGUUGUGUUGAAAAGAUGCCUACAAAAGACGGUGAACAAAUUGUAAUAAUUUCUCAGGUUCGUA
Molecule: messenger RNA, 1199 nt
Organism: Arabidopsis arenosa
Lineage: Eukaryota; Viridiplantae; Streptophyta; Magnoliopsida; Brassicales; Brassicaceae
Source: the annotation of a GenBank genome assembly